Messenger RNA from Boleophthalmus pectinirostris (great blue-spotted mudskipper), 1467 nucleotides. RefSeq lists its product as uncharacterized. Lineage: Eukaryota; Metazoa; Chordata; Actinopteri; Gobiiformes; Gobiidae. The coding region runs from base 64 to 1467 and encodes 467 amino acids. The transcript has 5 exons. The record is from RefSeq and is a predicted model, not a curated record.
GUGAGCCUGGGGGCGGAGUCACCUGUCAGGGGGCGGAGCUGCCGGUGAGCCGUUGCCGUGACGAUGAUAGCGACAGGAGGACUCCUGCGAAUCAACGCGCGACGUCAAGACUCACUCCGGACCAAACCCCGAGUCAAACCCAAGAAACCCCGAAAGAAGAGGACUCAGGAGGUGGUGGUGGUCCCGGGUCGUCUUCAGGUCUGUUCCGUGUCGGGUUUUGUGGCGGCGCUCGGGCUCCUGGUGCUGGUGGUGGGCGGAGUCUUGGCGGCGGUCGGGUACUGCCCCCAGGACCUGCUGUUCAACUCCUCUGCACCCGCCCAGGUGGAUUUUGAUGAAGUUUUAAACUCGACUCACGACAACAAAACACUGAACCUCGUCCAGACGCUUCUGCACAGGUUCCUGGACUCGGACCGGCUGAAGGUUCUGGGUCCGUUGGUGAUGGGCGUCGGGAUCUUCCUGUUCCUCUGCGCCAACGCCGUCCUCCACGAAAACCGAGACAAGAAAACCAAGAUCAUCAAACUCCAGGACAUCUACUCCACUGUGAUAGACCUGCACCAGACCAGAGACCGGACCAGGGACCAGACCAGAGACCAGACCAGGGACCAGACCAGAGACCAGACCAGGGACCAGACCAGGGACCAGAUCAGGGACCAGACCAGAGACCGGAUCAAAGACUGGACUAGGGACCAGACCAGGAUCCUGACCCAAAACCUGGUCCCUGGUCCGGAUCUGUGGGAGCGCGUGAAUGGAGACCCGGGCUGUGGCACAAAAUGGCUGCCUAGGAAAGGAGGAAGUGUGAAGGAAAGGAGAGAGGAGACAAGGGAGCAAGGGAGCAAGGAGGGAGGAGACGAGGAGGGAGGAGACGCGAAGGGAGUAGACGAGAAGGGAGGAAACGAGGAGAGAGGAAACGAAGGCGCUCAAUCGAAGUGGUGGACGAGAAGAGGAUGCAGCCUGAAGGAGAGAGGAGACAAGGGAGCGCAAACAAAAUGGUGGACGAGGAAAGGAGGCAGCAUGAGGGAGAGGAGGGAGGAUACAAGGGCGCAAGGAAGCAAGGAGGGAGGAGACACGGAGUUAGGAAACAAGGAGAGAGGAAAUGAAGGAGCUCAAGCAAAGUGGUGGAUGAGGAGAGGAUGCAGCCUGAAGGAGAGAGGAGACAAGGAGAGAGGAGACAAGGAGAGAGGAGCCAAAGAGCAAGGAUAUGAAGGCGCGUGGGCAAAAUGGUGGACAAGGAAAGGAGGCAGUCGAGUGGGCGGGGCCAGUCUCCACCGAGCGCCACCCCUAAAACGCCAAAGAGCGACCGCGGCCAAUCGGAGCGCGGAGCUGGACGCCUCCUUCUCUCUGAUUGGCUCGCGCUCCUUCUCCUGCUCUCUGAUUGGUUCCCAGAGGCCGCUGCUGAUGACGUCGCGCUCCUCGCUCGGACCCGCCCCCCGCACGCCCCCGGCCAAUCGCAGGAGCAGCUGCGUCUGA